AAUUUUUCCUGCUGUGAAGCCAACUUUCGUCUCCGGACAAGCAGCAAAAUCCACAUCUGCCGCAGAAAACCAAGAAGCUAUAGCAUGGACGCCGCUACCACGGCGACGGCGGAGGAGGAGGUCACCCGUUUAGAAGAUCUCCCGGAGAGCUGCGUGGCACACGUGCUGGCGCUCACCUCCCCGCGCGAUGCUUGCCGCUUCGCCGCCGUGUCCCCGUCCUUCCGCGAGGCCGCCGAGUCCGACGCCGUCUGGGAUCGCUUCCUCCCGCCCGACUGCCGUGCCAUCCUCCUGCGCUGCUGCUCUGGCCGCCCACCGCCGCUGUCGUCCAAGAAGGACGCCUACCUCCGGCUUUCUGACGGCGCCGUCCUGGUCGAUGACGGCGACACGGCGGUGUGGUUGGCGAGGGGAAGCGGCGCCAAGUGCGUGGCGCUGUCAGCGAGGAAGCUGAGCCUGCCGUGGGACGACGGCGAGUUCAGCUGGAGAUGGACGGCUCACCCUCGCUCCAGGUUCGCGGAGGUGGCGCUACUAGUGCACUGCACCAGCCUGGACAUCUACGGCCGGCUGCCGGCCGCUGCGCUGACACCGGGGACCGACUACGCCGCCUACUUGGUAUUUGACGUGGCCGACGAAGGCCACCGCGGCCUGAGCUUCCCGGACCAGGAGACCACAGUGGCAGUUGGAGGUCGUGCGGCGUCGCGCCAUGCUGUGUGCCUUCGCCCCGACGACGACGAGGCGUGCAAGUUCAGGGGCGUGGCUCGUGCGGACGGCGACGACGGAGUGAGGCGGCCGGCGCGGCGCGAAGACCGGUGGUGGGAAAUGGAGAUGGGACGGGUACGUAUCGAUGAAGCCAUGGCCGUGAAGGAGGAAGAGGUGAUGGUGACCUUCGAGGUGUUGGAGUGGUACCCCAAGCGCGGGCUUAUUGUCGAGGCCGUCGAAUUUAGGCCAGUUUGAUAUUUUGUGUAGAACGCAGCUAUGAGGCACGCCCGACUUAUACGACUUACUGUAUUAACGAGUUGAAUGUCUAUGUGUUGCAAACAUCAUGUGGUUGGAUGGCUAAGAGAACAGUGAUA
Molecule: messenger RNA, 1070 nt
Organism: Triticum aestivum (bread wheat)
Lineage: Eukaryota; Viridiplantae; Streptophyta; Magnoliopsida; Poales; Poaceae
Product: F-box protein PP2-B10
Exons: 2
Coding region: 85-951 (288 amino acids)
Molecular function (GO): protein binding
Source: RefSeq, a predicted model, not a curated record